UCAGCGCCAGCAAUCAGCCCUCACGUGGCGGGCGGCCUAACCGUCCUUNUUACAGUCAUCUACAUUGCUCCCUUCUACCUGUCGCCCACUCUGCGGAGCAACUCCAUCGCCAAUCGUAACACCCCUUCCGUCAUCGAGGCGCGUAUCCGCGCUGUGAUCUGGAGUUGUGCGGCCAGCGUAGUCAUCACUGUCUGUGUGCUCUUUCUCAAAGGUCAUGUUACGCUUGGGNAGGUACUUCAUCUACUCGGCGUGUAUCCCGUGAACAUCCUCGAUACUGCCAAGUCUCUUCUGCUUGUAGCCAUCCUCUUUGCGGGUCCUCUAUUUGAGAGAGCCAUCAUCGAAGGAGAAUGGAGAACUUGGGGAGCUUCUGCAAUCAAGGAAACGGUCUAUGACGACCUCAUAGGUUGGCGUAAUCUUGUCGUUGGCCCUGUAAGCGAAGAACUGGUGUUCAGAAGUCUUGCAAUCUCCUUGUUUCUACUGGCUCAGGCAUCCGCCCUGCGUAUAACGUUCACCUCGCCAUUAAUCUUCGGUGUGGCUCAUGUGCAUCACUUGCAUGAACACAUCAAUGCUUCUCGGCGUCCUGGAGCUAGCUACCUGGCUACUGCUCUGACGCCAUCUGUUAUACUGCCCGGCUUGAUUCGUUCCAUUUUCCAAUUCCUCUACACUUCGCUGUUUGGCUUCAUUGCCGCUUUUAUCUACUUGCGAACGAGCUCCCUUGUGGCAUGCAUCCUUGCCCACAGUUUUUGCAAUUGGAUGGGCUUGCCUCGAUUCUGGGGUCGUGUCGGAGAAGAAGUUGGAGAGGAAAUGCUAAAUCAAACACAUCACGACAGCAGUGUGACUGAUGCCUUUCAGACUGGCACACACGGUCAGCAACUAUCUAUUACCUGGACUGUUGCAUACUACAUCGUGCUUGUUGCAGGCGCGAUUGGUUUCUGGAAACUUCGGUGGUCCUUAACAUACAGCAAUCUGGCUUUGAUACAGUUC
This is a messenger RNA of Aureobasidium musti, 984 nucleotides long. The record is from the annotation of a GenBank genome assembly. NCBI's taxonomy places the organism in Eukaryota, Fungi, Ascomycota, Dothideomycetes, Dothideales, Saccotheciaceae.